CUGAUGCACGUAAAGCCGGCUUUUACGAAGCAGCAGAAACAAUAUUCGUCUCACAAUGGAUUUUUACCGCCGAGUACCAAAGAUCGAACUGCAUGCCCAUCUGAACGGAUCGCUCGGCAACAGUACUUUGGCUAAUUUGCGCGAGUUGAAGUACGGGAAGGAGACACCAAGCGAGAUCGACGAUGGUUUUUACAAAAUUUUACAUGGACAAUCUCUUACCCUGGAAGAAUGUUUUAAGAAGUUUCAGUACGCGCACGAUUUGACCGAUCGUUCGGUAGGACUCGAACGUGCAACACAGCUUGUUAUUGAAGACUUUGCCAACGACAACGUGAUUUACCUUGAGCUCCGGACAACGCCAAAAUCCACAGCACACAUGUCUAAGGAGGAAUAUCUUUCUACGGUGCUGGAAGUGAUAAGGAAAACAUCCGUAAAGCAUCCCGGGAUCAUCGUAAAACUGUUGCCCUCAAUCGACCGAUCCAAGGGCGUCUUGGAAGCGAUGGAAAAUGUUAACCUAGCAAUCGAACUGACCACCCAAUAUCCCGGAACAAUGGUUGCGUUCGAUUUGAGCGGCAAUCCGUUCGGUACACAAUUUGCUGACUUUGUUCCAGCACUGGUAAAGGCACAGAAGCACGGCUUCCGUUUAGCUUUGCACUGUGGCGAGUUUGAGGAUGCGCAGGAGGUAAAGCAAAUGUUUGCACUGGGUGUCGACCGUAUCGGACACGGGACGUUUAUAGAAGGUAGGUAUUGUAGGCAUUGUUUUUUUUUUACUCUGCGUUUCACAACCAUUCCUAUUUUUUAUGCAACAGGGGCAAAUCUUGCCUUUGCUAAUGAACAUAAGAUUCCAUUCGAGUGUUGUCUUACGAGCAAUGUAAAAUGCAAAACUGUCCCUUCCUAUGAGACCCAUCACGUUGCGAAGUUAUUAAAAAUGAAACAACCCGUCUGUGUAUGCACGGACGAUUUCGGUGUGUUCGAAACGAGCCUAUCGCAAGAGCUGCAAAUUUGUGCUAAAACAUUUAAUCUCUCCGACGCCCAGAUAGUGGAGCUGCAGCGAAAUGCUGUUGAGUAUUCAUUUGCUAGUGAGGAGGAAAAAAAGGAGCUGCGUAACAAAAUUGACCAAUUCUCCGAGACCAUGUGUCUAAGCAAUGAUUAA
Anopheles moucheti is the source of this 1150-nucleotide messenger RNA. It is a transcript of the gene Ada, whose product is annotated as adenosine deaminase-like protein. The transcript is spliced from 5 exons. The record is from RefSeq and is a predicted model, not a curated record. Gene Ontology annotation, molecular function: adenosine deaminase activity. NCBI's taxonomy places the organism in Eukaryota, Metazoa, Arthropoda, Insecta, Diptera, Culicidae. Gene Ontology annotation, biological process: inosine biosynthetic process; adenosine catabolic process. The coding region runs from base 56 to 1150 and encodes 364 amino acids.